Spirodela intermedia is the source of this 132-nucleotide messenger RNA. Lineage: Eukaryota; Viridiplantae; Streptophyta; Magnoliopsida; Alismatales; Araceae. The record is from the annotation of a GenBank genome assembly.
AUGCCUCCAUUUCCUGAAGAUGAUGCUAUUUCAACAGCAUGGAGCCGAUCUCCAUUUUGGCUACAGGCUGCCAUUUGGGUUCUCCGGAGGCCAUACAAAUUUCCCACCCAUGGCUGUAGAUCUCUUCGCUGA